This is a messenger RNA of Chelonoidis abingdonii (Abingdon island giant tortoise), 3896 nucleotides long. The record is from RefSeq and is a predicted model, not a curated record. Lineage: Eukaryota; Metazoa; Chordata; Testudines; Testudinidae.
GAAAGAUGGCCGGUGGGAGGAAAGCAGGGCGCAUGCGCUUUGCGGCAAGUGGCUGACGGGAGCCGGUGGCUGCGGCGGGACGGUUGAGUUGGGCGCACCGCUCCGUGAGUGGGGCAGGAGCGCAGUGACUGAGGCGGCGGCGUCUGGCAGUGAACUGGCAGAAGUAAAUAUGAGGCGAUCAGCAGCUCCAAGUCAACGUCUAGGGAAUUCAGCUAAAAAGCCAAGGUUUAUACCCCCAGGAAAAAAUAACACCAUCUGUCUGAAGAAAGAAAAUGAAGAGCUGGUCCCAGAAAUUAAGUCGACUGAGGUAGAAGAGAAACAGCAGAGCGGCUCUGGGCAUACAAGAGCUCUUUCUAGAAUAUGUGGUAUAAAUAUAAAUUCUACACAGGCUGUGGAAUCUCUUGGAGAAAUAAGCUCAAUGGAAAAGUGUAAUGGAGAAAAUGAGUGUAAGUCUACUGGAAUGAAAAAAGUAAAUAGAACUAAAGCAGACCCAGUGCAUGUACCAACACCAGAAAUAUCAAGACACAAGAAAGAGGAAGAUGAACUUGACUGCCUUGCAAAAUACUUCAGUGUUGUGUGGUGUAAAGCUUCAAAGAAAAAACACAAGAAGUGGGAAGGUGAUGCUGUUCUUAUUGCCAAAGGCAAGUCUGUGAUACUGAAAGAUAUGGAAGGCAAAGACAUUGGAAGAGGUACUGGAUAUAAAUCUAAAGACCUUGAAAGUCUUGAUGAAGGUCAAACGCUGAUGAUUGGAGGAAAAGAAAUUGAAGUGAUGGGUAUAAUUUCAGCAGAGGACUUUAAUAGUGGCAAAUGUUUUCAAACUGGUGUUGGGACGUCCACCACAGUCCUAACUGCUUCUUCGCAAAGUACCCUGAAACCAUUCUGUAGCCCAUUCAAAAAUGUCUGCAAGCCAAGCACUAAAGAAAAUCUACUUAAAGAGUCCCAGAACUACAAACCUCGCCAUGAUCCAAAUGCAUCAAAUUCUUUAGUUAUGCCACGUCCAACUCCAGAUCACCAGCGGAUGUUCAAUAAGGCUGGUUUACCUGUGGUGGAUGUAGUUGUGGAUCCUUACCUUGUAAAUCAUCUUCGCUCACAUCAGAAAGAAGGAAUUGUAUUCCUGUACGAGUGUGUGAUGGGAAUGAGACUAAGUGGCAGAUUUGGAGCUAUUCUUGCUGAUGAAAUGGGCUUAGGAAAAACAUUUCAAUGCAUUUCGCUUGUCUGGACUCUCCUACGUCAGGGGCUGUAUGGAUGCAAACCUAUAAUAAAGCAGGCACUGAUUGUCACCCCUGGGAGUCUGGUGAAGAACUGGAAAAAUGAAUUUCAGAAAUGGCUGGGAAGUGAAAGGAUCAAAGUGUUUACAGUUGAUCAGGAUAACAAAGUAGAAGAAUUCAUCAAUUCCCCACUUUAUUCAGUUCUGAUAAUCAGUUAUGAGAUGUUGCUGCGCACCUUGGACCAAAUUCAGACUAUAGAAUUUAACCUCCUAAUCUGCGAUGAGGGGCAUCGUUUGAAAAACAGCUCCAUUAAGACAACUACAGCCCUCGUCAGUCUGUCCUGUGAGAGAAGAAUUAUCCUGACUGGCACUCCAAUUCAAAAUGACCUGCAAGAAUUUUACGCAUUAAUAGAGUUUGUAAAUCCAGGAAUACUUGGUUCUUUGUCCACAUACAGAAAAAUAUAUGAGGAGCCUAUUAUUCAGUCCCGAGAGCCUUCAGCAACAAAGGAAGAAAAGGAGUUAGGAGAGAAAAGAGCAGCAGAACUCACUCGCCUAACCGGACUGUUUAUUCUUAGAAGAACACAAGAGAUCAUAAACAAAUUUCUCCCACCGAAAAAGGAGAGCAUACUUUUCUGCCGACCAACAGCCUUGCAGCUUGAACUCUACAGAAAACUGCUUAGUUCUCGAGUCAUUAGAUCCUGCCUACAAGGAGUACUAGAAAACAGUCCUCAUCUGAUAUGUAUAGGAGCUUUGAAAAAACUCUGCAACCAUCCCUGUCUUCUGUUUAAAGCCAUAAAGGAAAAACAUUGUAAUCCAACUUGUGAUGAAUCUGAGGAAUCCAAUCUUUAUGAAGGUUUAAGAGAGAUUUUCCCACAAGAUUAUACCUCCACCACUUUCACUGAAACUGACUCAGGAAAAUUACAGGUCCUGGCAAAGCUGUUGGCAGCAAUCCGUGAACUCAGCCCUUCUGAAAGAAUUGUUUUGGUAUCUAAUUAUACACAGACAUUGAAUAUUUUGCAAGAGAUGUGCAAACAUUAUGGAUACUCUUAUACAAGACUUGAUGGACACACUCCUAUCUCGCAGAGGCAACAGAUUGUGGAUAGUUUUAAUAAUAAAUUCAGUUCAGCGUUUAUCUUCUUGCUGAGUUCGAAGGCUGGCGGUGUAGGUCUGAACCUUGUUGGAGCGUCUCAUUUAAUUCUAUAUGAUAUUGACUGGAAUCCAGCCACAGAUAUUCAGGCAAUGGCCAGGGUAUGGAGAGAUGGUCAGAAACACACUGUGCAUAUUUACAGACUGCUAACUACAGGCUCAAUAGAAGAAAAGAUCUAUCAGAGACAGAUCAGCAAGCAGGGACUUUCUGGGGCAGUCGUAGACCUUUCCAAGACAUCUGAACACAUCCGUUUUUCCACUGAGGAACUUAAAAAUCUCUUUAUACUACAUGAAGAUUCCAGCUGUGUUACCCAUGACCUGCUUGAGUGCAACUGUAUGGGAAAGAAAGACCAUCAAAAUCCUUCUUCAGAAAAGUUCCCUGUGUAUAGAGGUUGCCAGCUGGGACAACAUCAUGCGAAGGCUGAUUCAAAGAAACCUCUUUCUAUGUCACAGCUGAUGCAAUGGAAACACUUUUCAGGGCAGCACCAGACUCUUGCUGAUCCCUUCCUUGAAAGAAUAAAGAAUAAUAUUUCUUUUAUUUUCCAAAAUGUAACCAAUCCAGCUACUCCCACCCCAUAAAACUAAAUUAUUUUUUCUAUGUACGUGAUGUGCCUUGUUCUUGCUGGGUGCCAGUCUUCUAAGAAAAAUAAAAUAUGCAGUAGCCUUUAUGUUGCUGCCAAAACUCAGUUUAGGCCUUGUUUUUACGAGGAAGUUUCUGUGUAAAUGUACAGCUGUUGAUUUUUUUUGUAAAGUUAGUGAAAUACCAUCAGAUUAAAAGUACCUUAUUAAUCAAUAGUUAUAACUGAAAGAAUUUUAAAAAUUUAAUUUGCUUUUCAACACAUCUGCUGGUUUGGUAUAAUAAUCAGUAGUGGUUAAACUAUUUUAUACAACCUCACAGUUAGACCUAAAGUACCUGACCGUUUUCUUCCAUUGAUAAUGAUAAAUUGUCAUCUCUGUAUUAUCAUCAGUAUAUCAGCUGACUGUUCGAAGGUACGUUAGGCUAUAGUAUAUAUGUGAUGUUUACAAGUCUUUGACUGGAUUUGUCUCUGCAUCUGUAAAGAUAAUGGAUCUGAUUCACCACUACAUUACCCCAAUAUAACUCGUGGUUUUAGUGGAGUUACCCCAUCAUAAAACUAGAAUAGCCUGCUGGUCAAUCAGGCCCAGAUUCUGAGACCACAACUUAAUUGUGCUUGACCAUCUUUUAUGAGAAACGGCAGUGCACAGUGCAUUUAGUUGAGGAAAUUUAACAUUCUCUGGUCCCCAGCUAUACUCAAUGCAGGUGCAUGUUAUUUCUAUCUAAAUACAUAUGGCGAACAUAUUUUUCUGAAUCUCAGAGCAUUGCAUACAAUAUAAUUGCAUGUACAAUAUUAGGAUAAUAAUUUUCUUUAUGUGAUCAGGCAUAAGAAUCUGAAAUAGAAAUUGUAGCUUUAAAAGUACCUUGUAUGGUAUCUCAGCUAUGCAUUUCCUCUCUGAGUCGAAUAUUUUAUUCACAAAUGUGAAAAAUGGAAUCUUAUGAACAAAAAUGUGACAUUAUUUCCAGGAA